Molecule: messenger RNA, 4679 nt
Organism: Fundulus heteroclitus (mummichog)
Lineage: Eukaryota; Metazoa; Chordata; Actinopteri; Cyprinodontiformes; Fundulidae
Gene: mical2a
Product: microtubule associated monooxygenase, calponin and LIM domain containing 2a
Exons: 21
Coding region: 133-3447 (1104 amino acids)
Molecular function (GO): protein binding; FAD binding
Source: RefSeq, a predicted model, not a curated record
AUGUGUCUUGCCUCCUCAGAAUGGGCAUGACGGUGCGGGCCGAGCCGAGGGUGUAGCCACAUCUGGCAGAGCGAGCUGAGCUACGCUGAGCAGGAGCCUCAGUACGCCGGGAGAGCUGCGGCAGAGGGGAAGAUGGGAAAGAUGGAGGAGGAGAGCGGCAACGUCGGGAAGCUCUUUGAGAACUUCAUCCAGGCCUCGACCUGCAAAGGAGCUCUACAGGCCUUUAACGCCCUGUGCAGACGUUUGGACCUCGACCCGGCGGACCACGACACUUUCUACAGCAGCCUGAAGGCAAAGGUCACCUCCUGGAAGGCCAAAGCACUUUGGAGCAAGUUAGACAAAAGGAUGUCCAACAAGGAGUACAAGAAAGGUCAAGCUUGUUUGGGGACAAAGUGCCUCAUCAUCGGAGGAGGUCCGUGUGGCUUGCGGACCGCCAUCGAGCUUGCCUUGAUGGGUGCCAAGGUGGUGGUGAUUGAGAAGAGGGACUCCUUUUCGAGGCACAAUGUGCUCCAUCUUUGGCCCUACACCAUCCAUGACCUGCGGGGCCUCGGUGCCAAAAAGUUCUACGGAAAGUUCUGCGCCGGAGCCAUUGACCACAUCAGCAUUCAGCAGCUGCAGCUCAUCCUCCUGAAGGUGGCCCUGGUCGUCGCUGUGGAGUUUCACAUCAACGUGGAGUUCAUGGAGCUGCUGGAACCCCCAGAGGAUCAGCAAAAUCAAGCGAUUGGGUGGAGGGCCGCAAUCCGACCUGCGGAUCACCCGGUGGCCAACUUUGAGUUUCAUGUGGUGGUGGGGGCCGAUGGACGGAGAAACACGCUGGAAGGCUUCAAAAGGAAAGAGUUCAGAGGUAAACUGGCAAUUGCCAUCACAGCCAACUUUAUCAACAGGAACACGACAGCGGAGGCCAAAGUAGAGGAGAUCAGCGGCGUGGCGUUCAUUUUCAACCAGAAGUUCUUUCUUGACCUCAAAGAGGAGACAGGCAUUGAUCUGGAGAACAUCGUGUACUACAGGGACAACACACAUUACUUCGUCAUGACGGCUAAGAAACAGAGUCUGCUGGACAAAAAAGUUGUCAUCAAUGACUACAUGGACACCCAGAUGCUGCUGAGCAGCGAAAACGUCAACCAGGAAGCCCUUCUGAGCUACGCCCGAGAGGCCGCUGACUUUGGCACAAAGUACCAACUUCCCACCCUCGAUUAUGCCAUGAACCACUUGGGGCAGCCAGAUGUGGCGAUGUUUGACUUCACAAGCAUGCACGCGUCUGAGAACGCCGCCCUGGUCAGGGAGAGAUUCGGACACCAACUGCUGGUGGCUCUGGUUGGCGACAGUCUGCUGGAGCCCUUCUGGCCAAUGGGAACUGGUUGUGCCAGAGGUUUCCUGGCUGCCUUUGAUACAGCCUGGAUGGUAAAGAGCUGGGCUGAAGGCCGGCCGGUUCUGGAGGUUCUGGCAGAAAGGGAGAGCAUUUACCGACUUCUGCCACAAACUACUCCUGAAAACAUUGCUAAAAACUUCGACCAGUACACCAUAGACCCUUCAACCCGAUACCCCAACCUCAACUCCUCCUGCGUUAGACCUAACCAAGUGCGUCACCUAUACGUCACUGGAGAGCUUAAUACCUGCUCCCUGGAGCGUGCCGCUACGAUACGACGGCCUGUCAAUCUCUACAGGCGAGAGUCUGAGAUCCGGCCGUCGCGGCUCCUUUCUUGGUGCCAGAAACAGAUCGAUGGCUACAGCAAAGUGUUGAUAACAGACUUGACGACUUCUUGGAGAAGUGGCAUCGCCCUUUGUGCCCUCAUCCACAGAUUCAGACCCCAGCUGAUAGAUUUUGACUCUUUAAAUGAGGAGGAUCACACCGCAAACCUCCAGCGGGCUUUUGACAUCAGCGAGCGGGAAUUCGGGAUCAAGCCUUUCGCUUCUGCGCUGGACCUGAGCGCUGACGAGGAGCUGGACAAGACCAGGAUGAUCUCUUACCUGUCCAAGUUCUACGAGCUCUUCCGCGGAACGCCUCUACCGCCGUCGGCCUCCAGAAGAGUGGAUGAAAACAACGAAGAAUAUCCUUCAGAAGAAGUCAGAGCCAAUAUUAAAGUUCUAAAUCUUGCACUGACAAGGAAGCGGGUACCAAAGGAUGAGAAGAAGUCAGACGUUACAGACUCUAUUUACAAAAGGAGGCGAAGGUUCUAUCUGGAGGAGGCCACUAUUUCAUCGGGCAACGGCUCCUCCGUGCAACACGAACAGGAUCCAAAGGAAAGUAAAGUGCGCUCAAUGGCUUCUCAGCUGCAGGCUAAAUUUGAAAAUCAAAACAGCUACACGAUUCAUAAAACACAGUCAGACUGUGAGUUGUCCUUGGUGCUCCCUAAUCUUAAUCAGACUGCGCCUCGGCCUGUUAAGAUCAGGUCUCCUAAGCCUUCAAUGACGCAGUUUGAAAAAAGUAUCAGAAAAGCAGCUGAACAGUUAGUCAACCUCCCUCCAAAGACUCUGCCAAAACCCCAGCUCCAUCCUCAGCCCCGGCAUCCCUUUUCAGUCGUGAAGCUCAGACAUGUCGAUCAAACCGUCUCUGAGAUGAAGCCGCAGCCUCAGUGUGAGAGUCCUGAGCCCCCCGCGUCUCCUCCGUCCUGCCGCCCUGCUAUCUGUUUCAUGACAAGAGUUCUGCAUCGCCUCAAAGAGGUGGAUGAGCACGUAUCUGAGAAAAAAGCGCAGACACAACAAGUUAGAGAGUUUCAGACAAAGAGCAUAAAGGAAAAAGCUGUUCACCUUAGAGGACUGUUCUCAGGACACAGUUCUGAUGUUCUCAAGGGAAGUUCGAUAAGAAGGACUUUUUCGCAGUCGGCCGAUAAGUGCCACUCGUGCUCCAAGCGCGUUUACAUGGUUGAGAGGGUCUGUGCAGAAGGGCUCUACUUUCACCGGGAAUGCUUCCGGUGUUCAACCUGCAACUGUUCUCUGCCACCGGGAGCGCAAGCCUUCAACUCUGAAGAAGGGAAACUGUACUGCAAACUUCAUUUCUGUCAACACAACAACGGGACAAAUCUGCGGAGGACUGUUUCUCUACCUCCAAACCGUCAUCGAGCUCAGGGACGACUUGCUGAGGACAGCGAGAGCUCCCAGUGCGGCGGCUCGGCAGAGCUGCAGAGCGCGCCCGAAGCAGGUACCUGCACCUCGUUCAUAAAGAAAAGGCUGAACUGGUCGCUGAGCGUGACUCGCGCUGUGUGUAACGCCCCCUGGCAUCUGUCCCACUGCGCUCGCAGCGCAGCGCAGGCCCUCACCAGCCACCUGAGGGACAACGCCCAUGACUACACGUUGUUGUAUGAGCUGCUGAGCGUGAGCUUGCCCCUGCUGUUUGUCUUGCAAGAGGUUCUGCAGCAGAUGUACGCCGACGUUGUCCCCGAUGGGCCGAGCACCUUGCAAACUGCGCUGCUGUGGCUGCAAGAGCAGGUCGGGCACAGGCUCAUCUAGUUCCUCGUCAGGCGAAAAGGAGCUUUACCCUGGAACGGUUGCUCCGUGUUUCCACCAAAUUAGAGGCCCAGAUGCACACUGGCUGAGAUUUGUCAUUAUUUGUAACUGCACACACAGGCGCGUUCUUUUAGGUUUACUCGUUUGUAAGCGCAUUCGAUUGCGAUUGUGCGUCAACCAAAGAGAAGAAGACCGGCCAGUGAUGAGGUGAACGAAUGCGUUGAAUGGUUACUAACGCAGGUAAGUUAAACUGACCAAAAUCAGUUAGUUGAUGUCUGGUCACCGUUGGUGUGGAUUUGACCUAGUCACAAACUGUUUCUGAAAUCCGGUAAAUCGCUCCGUCAAAGAUAUGACUGAUGAACUUGAUGCACUUUACCCCGGGGAACUGCUUAGUUGCAAUAAGCUGUCGUCUUGGACAGAAAGUCCUGUCUCAAGUUAACAGCCAUCACUUUGCGGCCUAAUUCUUGAUAAAUGCAGUAUUUAGAAACGUCAGCAGGGCUGUGUUUUACUGACUCUGUGGCAAGUGGCUGUUUCCUUUUAUGGAUUGUUAAGUUUUAUUUUACAUUUUCAUUAAAAAACACACAACACAAGAGUCUGCCACUGUGGACUGUCCUUAAUGCUGGAGCCUGUCUGGCUUUAUUUUUGCUGCCAUCUACUGCUGACCCAAAGAAUUACAGCAGGACAACGAGACGUUCGACCUCAAAUUACUGAUUUAUUUUUAUGCUCACCGUUUUAAACGCUCCUGUUUGAUAUGUUCAGAUUUGCUCGGACAGUGUAAUACAAAUGCACGCUGUAACCCAUUUGAAUGUGUUUGCCAUUUUUCCAAAGCAUGCUGUUGGAAAAUCAACUGCAAACCCCUCUGACUGGAACCACCUAGCUGCUUCCUUUUAAAGUACGCGGUCUAAUGAUGCUCACAGGGCACUUUGGACUCAGUUUCACUUUUAUUUGAGAUUUAUUUGAAAUUGACUUUUGCAGACAUGUGUUUACAGCAUGGUUGAACUUACUGUUUUGUUAUCAGCUUUGUGAUAUUAGGAGUUAAGUCUGCAACUAAGUGCCUUGUUUACUGUACAGGAGGAAAACAUAAGCCUUUCAGAAAUACCAAAUGACUUUUUUUAGCACAAACUGGACUCAUAAAAAAAGAUAAUUUAUACAUCUUUAAAAAUUAUGAAUCUGCAAUGGCUUAUUGUGAAUGUUUAUGUUGUCAUGUUUGCGGAAACAUUAAAUGCUUGUGUGCA